AGAGGAAAAAAAACUCUUCGGCCGUCUCUGCCACUAUCUCAAGUUCUCUUCUCCAUAAUUUUUUUCAUUCAAAACUGUAGAAAAAUUCAAUCUCACAGAAAAUUAAGAAAUUGAUCAGAAUUGAAGUAAAUGGCGCAUGUUCAACAUAGCAGAAAUGCGUUACGCCGUAUAAUUAGCAUUCAAGAAGCUGCUAAUACUGUCAAUAACAGCUCCGCUUCUUCCUUACACCAUCCGCUUCACCAUGCUUGUCAAGGCGUUCGCUAUAGAAAGCUAGACGUUAUUCUCACAACUAACAUUGAGAAGCUUGGAAAAGCUGGCCAGACAGUGAAGGUUGCGCCUGGCUAUUUUCGUAACCACCUGAUGCCCAAAUUGCUCGCCGUCCCGAACAUUGACAAGUUUGCUUUUCUCAUCAGGGAACAGCGAAAGAUUUAUCAACAUGAGGAAGAGGAAGAGGUUAAAGUAGUUAAAGAGACUGUAGAAGAUACAAUGAAGGAAUAUGAGACAGCAGCAAAACGCCUAAUGAAUUCCCAGCUGACAAUUAGAGCAGGGAUCAAUUCUGAAAAAUUCCGUGCUCGUGCAACGAAAGAUGACCCCAUAGAAACUCGAUCACCGAUAACAGCGGAUGAUAUUGUGAAAGAGGUGGCAAGGCAGCUUAAUGUGGCACUGGAGGUAGAGAAUGUUCGUUUGCCAUCACCUUUGACCACUUUUGGAGAACACAACGUACAAUUAAACUUUCCGAAAUCUAUUCCUUUGCCGGAAGGAAAAUUUAGCUGGUCUCUUAAAAUUAAAAUCCGGGGUAAAUAAGUAACCCCUACAUAGAACUACAGAUUGUGAUGAUAGUUUUUCGACCCAUGCCAUUGUUGCAGUGAUAGGCUAUGUGCUUCAAACUUGAGGGAUUUUUGGUAACCAUCAAGGAUUAGUUUUUGUGAUCAUUUUAUCUGCAGACAUUUUUUUUUAUAAUAAUCAGUCGGUCGGAAGAGGAA
This is a messenger RNA of Mercurialis annua (annual mercury), 983 nucleotides long. RefSeq lists its product as uncharacterized. NCBI's taxonomy places the organism in Eukaryota, Viridiplantae, Streptophyta, Magnoliopsida, Malpighiales, Euphorbiaceae. Gene Ontology annotation, biological process: translation. The transcript has 5 exons. Gene Ontology annotation, molecular function: structural constituent of ribosome. The record is from RefSeq and is a predicted model, not a curated record. Gene Ontology annotation, cellular component: mitochondrion; ribosome. The coding region runs from base 130 to 804 and encodes 224 amino acids.